Molecule: messenger RNA, 1469 nt
Organism: Exophiala viscosa
Lineage: Eukaryota; Fungi; Ascomycota; Eurotiomycetes; Chaetothyriales; Herpotrichiellaceae
Exons: 3
Coding region: 282-1007 (241 amino acids)
Biological process (GO): chromatin organization; negative regulation of transcription by RNA polymerase II
Cellular component (GO): pericentric heterochromatin; nucleus
Molecular function (GO): chromatin binding
Source: RefSeq, a predicted model, not a curated record
UGAAGAAGUCCCAGCUAUUUCACGAUAUGCUGUACUAAAUACUAUAACACAGGAUUAAAGCGAGGACGAGUGGUGAUAAAAGCGGCGUGACAGGGGCUCAAUCGCACCUUCUGUCGCGAACUUCAGCCUUUCUCCGCGUUUGGGUUCACGCGCAGAGUGCCGUCCGCCAACCUCCAAUUCACUUCACAUUCAACUUUAGUUUUGAUCGAGACAAGGCAGCUUAACGACUAUCACACUUGCGCGACAAUCACGUUAGAUUGACUAGGUCCAAGAUCUUCGUCAUGCCCAACUUGCAAGAAGACGACUUAAUCUCUGACGAUGAAAGUGAAGUCGGCGACAUCAACCAUGGCGACGACAUCCCCGCCGACACGGAAGCCAAACAACAAUUGAACGGCGAGCUACACGACGACGCGAAACAAGCUGAGGACGAUGAUGAGGACGAGGCCGAGAACGGCGACAAAGCUGGCACAGAAGACUCAGACGAUGAGGCCGAAGGAGAGGUAUACGUCGUCGAAGCAAUCCGAGGUCACGAGUUCCGGAGGAAACAGCUGUUCUAUCAGAUCAAGUGGCAGGGUUACCCAGAAACCCAGAAUACGUUGGAACCGGAGGACAAUCUUCUGCCUGAUGCUAGAAAAAUCCUGGCCGACUACCACAAGAAGAUCGGUGGCCCACCCACUGCUCUUAAAAAGGCCAAAUCCAAACAAUCAUUACGAAGACAGUCAUCCACCGAGGAAGCUCCAGAACCGAAGCGCCGAAGAAGAAAUAACGCCGCGCCCGCUGCAGCCGCCGAGGAGGAGAUCUCGGAAUGGGUGCCAAAUAAGGAGAACUGGGAGAGUGAAGUCGUGAAGAUCGAUACUAUCGAACGAACGGACUCCGGAGGUCUAAUGGCCUUCGUCCUCUUCAAGAACGGGAAGCGCACCAAAGUUAGCAACGAACAGAUCUACAGACAUUGCCCUAGGCCGAUGCUGAAGUUUUACGAGGACCAUCUCAAAUUCAAGUACGCCUGAUCCCCAGACCCGGAUGAUUACCCUUACCCAGGCAGCUAACCCAGGACCCUAGCUGAUGAAUGGCCCUUUCUUGCUUGCUUCUUUUCGCCCGGAAUGUACAUCAAUCAUUUUCAGGCAUUGGCACAUCGGCAGUGCUCUUCAUUGAUUUUUGGGAUGUAGCAUGGCGCUGGAAGAUAUUGGGACGGUCAGCUCGAUUUCCAGCAAGAAGGCGUGCAAGGAAACGAUGUUUUACGAUGUUUUCGCCGAGAUACUACGCAGGACAGGAGCUUCAAAAAGGGGCUUGACUUUGGGUUGAGCACGCUAUUGAGAGCUUACCUACCACGUCUGCUCACUCUUGUGAUGCGCCAUUUUGCUCGUGGCAAUUGAAGGAGCAAGACCGCGACGUGUCUCACCUACGGAAGUCUCACAGUGCUGAUAGAAGCCAUGUUGGCUUGAUAAUGAAAAAGAAUUGAACAUACUAAA